Molecule: messenger RNA, 384 nt
Organism: Capsicum annuum
Lineage: Eukaryota; Viridiplantae; Streptophyta; Magnoliopsida; Solanales; Solanaceae
Product: pollen-specific leucine-rich repeat extensin-like protein 4
Exons: 1
Coding region: 1-384 (127 amino acids)
Source: RefSeq, a predicted model, not a curated record
AUGAUUGUGAGGACUAUUUUUUUGGACAAAAUUUAUUUGAAGAAAUUUAAUCUGAAUAGCAAAGGAAAGGAAAAAAAAGGAAAAAAAGGCAACAGUAAUCUCCACGUGAACCUAACUAUUCACUCUCCUCUACCGCCUCCUCCGCCACCUAUUCACUCUCCUCUACCGCCUCCUCCGCCACCUAUUCACUCUCCUCCACCACCUCUUGUCCGAUCACCACCACAACAUGUUCAGUCUCCUCCACCACAGUCAAAAUCUCCAUCACCUCCUCUUCCAGGAUUGUCUAAGCCUCCACCCUUCGAAGAUGUGGUACUUCCACCAUCCAUUGGUUCGCUUUAUGCAUCACCAUGCCACCGCCAGUAUUCAAAGGAUAUUGAGUGGUGA